UCGCCGUUGCGAGCGGCAACAAGAGGCGAUAGGGACAGGAGGGGCAUCAUGGGUAGGGGAGACGCCGCUGCCGCAGCCGCCACCGCAGCUGCAGCCGCAGCCGCAGCCGGUUCGGCUUCGGCGGCAGCCGCUCAGUCCGGGUCUCGAGAGGAGACCGAACGUCGACGGAGAUGGGCGGGGGGAGAGGGGCCCGCGGUGGCGGAUAGCAGAGGGGGGGAGGGGGGCGGAGCACCGGGCCCCUCGAAUUUGGCACCGCGAUGAGAUAGAUUAGCAAUAUUUACCGGGGGGCGAUGUGUGGUUGACGACGAGGUUUCGCGGCUAUGCUCAUGCCGUCCGGUGUGUUAAAUCGAUUAGUUGCGUUUCGUUCUGGACAAAGUUUGGGAGAAGAAGGUCUUGGAUGGGUAUCGGUGUUCUAUGUGAUCAAUGAGAUUGUUUUUUAAGACUCUUGUGAAACGGUUUUUGUUGAGGUUCUUCUUUUUGUAGAUGAAUGUCUUUUUCUUCCCACCCCUCGAGAUUAGCAGGAUGCAGCCCACCCUUCAUGCGACUCG
This is a messenger RNA of Ectocarpus sp. CCAP 1310/34, 548 nucleotides long. NCBI's taxonomy places the organism in Eukaryota, Phaeophyceae, Ectocarpales, Ectocarpaceae. The record is from the annotation of a GenBank genome assembly.